Ailuropoda melanoleuca (giant panda) is the source of this 3952-nucleotide messenger RNA. It is a transcript of the gene ECHDC3, whose product is annotated as enoyl-CoA hydratase domain containing 3. The coding region runs from base 210 to 1109 and encodes 299 amino acids. The record is from RefSeq and is a predicted model, not a curated record. The transcript is spliced from 6 exons. NCBI's taxonomy places the organism in Eukaryota, Metazoa, Chordata, Mammalia, Carnivora, Ursidae. Gene Ontology annotation, molecular function: hydro-lyase activity. Gene Ontology annotation, cellular component: mitochondrion.
GCGCGGAGGGACGGGACCGGGGCGGCGGAGGGACGGGGCGGGGAGGAAGGUUCCGAGCUGCUAGAGCAGACAGCCCUAGGCCCCAGCGUGGGAGUUCUGGCCGGGUUUUCCGGUUUUGCCUGCGACCCGGAGCUGUCGAGGCGCAGCGGCCCGAUUCGCACCAGCGGCCCUCGGGGCGUCCGGCCCUCUGGGGCGCAUCUCUGGCUGUCAUGGCCGCCGCCGGCUUGCGGGCCUUCGGGACAAAGGGGCCCGGCUGGCUCCGACGCAGCCCUUGGGCUCCGCUCUCCGCCGACUUCUGCAGCAGGGGUCCGGCCGGGGCCGGGCGGCCGGAGCUCGGGCCGCGACCCACCAGCGCGCGGCAGCGGGACGGCAUCAGGAACAUUGUCUUGAGUGAUCCGAAGAAGAGGAAUGCGCUGUCAUUAGCCAUGCUGAAAUCUCUGCGAAGUGACAUUCUUCACGAAGCUGAAAGCAAAGACCUAAAAGUCAUCAUCAUUUCAGCUGAGGGGCCCGUAUUUUCUUCUGGGCAUGAUUUAAAGGAACUGACGGAUGAGCGAAGCCCAGAUUAUCAUGCCGAAGUAUUUCAGACCUGUUCUGAGGUCAUGAUGCUGAUCCAGAACCACCCAGUCCCCGUCAUCGCCAUGGUGAACGGCUUGGCCACCGCAGCCGGCUGCCAGCUCGUUGCCAGCUGUGACAUUGCCGUGGCGAGUGACAAGUCCUCUUUCGCCACGCCAGGUGUGAACAUCGGGCUCUUCUGCUCCACCCCUGCAGUGGCCUUGGGGAGAGCGGUGCCGAGAAAGGUUGCCUUAGAAAUGCUUUUUACUGGGGAGCCCAUUUCUGCUCAGGAGGCCUUGCUCCAUGGGCUGCUGAGCAAAGUCGUACCAGAAGACCAGCUGGAGGAAGAGACCAUGAAAAUUGCAAAGAAGAUUGCCUCCUUGAGCCGUCCUGUGGUGUCUUUGGGCAAGGCCACGUUCUACAGGCAGCUGCCCCAGGACCUUAGAACAGCCUACCACCUCACCUCCCAGACCAUGGUGGACAACGUGGCCCUGAAGGAUGGGCAGGAGGGAAUCAAGGCCUUCAUCCAGAAGAGAAAACCCGUUUGGUCGCAGUGAGUGGUCUCAUUAGAGAAGCGGAGGAAAAGGCAGCCCCCACCCCCCACCUUCUGAUGCCGGAACACCACUGCUGCCUCGUGACUAUAGAAGGCGGCCUGCUAUGUAACAGCAGUAAUGGUCUCACCACACGUGGUCUGAACAAAAAGCCAGGAUUCCGUGGGGGAAAGGAGGAUGCGGAGAAUCAAAUCAAGUGGAAGGACAGUCAGCACCUGGGCCAGCUAGCUGUGGUGGAAAGCCUGGUCCUUGAGCUGCGCCUUCAAGGGCCGUAACUGGGGGGUCGCCUGACGCGGGAGAAGGUGAGGAUACACAGAAGCGUAACAGGAGGAUGCCAGCCGAACUCUGCCUUCCGAAGUGUCCCCGGAGGUGGAGUUCGUUCUGGCUGCCCAGGAGCGGCCAAGCAUUUCAGUUCUCCACGGGAUGUUCUCCACACCGAAAAUCUUCUGGAUUCCACUUCUCAACAGAAAUUAGGCUUUGGACUAAUCUUCUGUGAUUUAAAAAGAUUAAAUAUUGAGAAGGACUGGUAAUUUUAUCUUUCCCCAGCCAGACUGCAAGCUGUCUGAGAAGAGAAAAAAACAAACAGAAAACCAAUGAUCUGUUUCUUUGUAAGCUGCACACCGGGUACCUGAUGUUUCUGUAGUGAGCAUCCUGGCCGAGAUCCUGACACCCGGACCCUGAGGACGGAAACAUCAGGGAGUGGUGGGAGGGACACAGGACGCAUGUUCUUUCCCCUGCACCCCACCUGCUCUGCUCCGCCUCCGGGAGGCGGUACAAACUAGCCCCAGGCCUUCGAGCUCCCCAGCUGAGCAAGCCCGUGGAUCACGACCUAAACCUGUUCCUCUCUGGCUUAGGGCCCAGCCUGGCUCAAGAUGUGUUCCAGAUCUUUUGUCCUCAAGCUUUCACAUGUAGGGCUUUAAAAACAAAACAAAAAAAAACAAAACCAGUUUAUCUUCCCUCGGAGUAGAAUGUGGCCAUAAUGUGGCCCAGUCCCAAGGCUGAGAUAGAGAAGCACAGGGCUCUACCCUGGGGUUCUCCUUCAGGGCUUGUACGUGUUGCAAUGGCUGUCCCCAGUGUUUCCACAGCUUUCUGUUGAGAUUGACAAUUUUUUUGCUUUGACUGAGUUUAGAAAGGUCAAAAAAAAAAAAAGUGCUUUCUUGGAAAGGAGGAACUUGUUACUAAGAUGCUCGUCGUGCGCAGAGGGCAUCAGAGCUGCGGUAUGCUGGACACCUAGGGCGUGCCAGGUGCCCUCUGUGCGUUCUCAUUUCAUCCUCACUAGACCCCGUGGAGCGGGCACUACGGUUGUCUCCAUCCUGCAGGGAGCUUUGCUGACCUCAGCCCUGCAGACCACACCCCUGCAGCACAAGCGCCAGGAAGUCAGGGAACGGGGUCCCCUCGCCCUGUGUGACAGAGCAUUCCACAGUCUGGCUUGAGCCCCACAGAAUACCAGCAAAUGGUGUGAUACCAGCCCCCCCGACUAACUUCACACCAGUGAAUUUGGGGGUAGUUGCCAUUAAGGACAGGACUGAUUUAAGGAGCCGAAAUUCCUGGAGUAGCUCUGACCACCCCCCUGGUGUGUAGGAGACUCAGAGAAGUGAAGGCAUUUGCCGAGGUCAAGCCAGGAUGUGGGUUCGGCUCGCACGGUCCUGAGUCUGUGCUCCUGACUACCACGCCAUGUUCCUCCCGACAUGCUGAAGACUGCUCUUCCAGCCUGGAGAGACUGAAUGCGCUCAGAGGAAACCAAUCAGAAAUGCCCCAGCCAAGGCCACACAGUUUUGCUUACCAAAGGAGAUUUGGGGAAAAGCAGGGAUUUGAGCACGGAGAACGCCACGUUCCGGUCCCAGGUCUGCAGUGUGGCCGUGAGCAGGUGAUUCCGUUGCUCUGUCCAAUAUACAUGACACUGUCGGACCCUCUUGUCCUCUUCGCUGUGACGCUCCGGACUCUACCGUACUGGGAUUUGGGAACUUGCCGAGGAACUUGAACAGGCAGCUUUUGCUCAAAAGAAAAGCUCUUCUACAAACGGAGAAGAUGGGCGUUUUACCUCCAGAGGCACAGAGCACUGGCAACACCUGAGCGCUUUGAGAACCAGCAAUCCAUCCCAAAUGCUCAGAGCCUCGGGGCCACACUCGCACCUCUUGAAGGUGUCAUCGACCAGGAAGCCGCGACCUGAUGCACAUCUCUCCCCAAACUGGCAGUCACCCUUCAUUUUGUCCACGUGCGUUAUUCAGCCAGCAGCCCCCCCAUUCCCACCCCUGCCACCACCUUUCCUCUGCUUCCUCUGGAAACCCACUGCACGAAGAGUAGCGUUUCCAAAGUGUGGGCCCUGGAUGACCUGGAUCUUCACAUGCAGGUUCCUGGGCUCCUCCCCCGACCUACUGAAUCACAAAUUCACACUUCCAAGGCCUAAAAAUAUGCAUUAAAAAAAAAGUCUCCAAGUGAUUCUGCGCACUAAAAUGUAUGAACUCCUGCAUUCCAGCGGAAGUGACCGUCUCUCUCCAGCUGCAUCUGUAUUUUAACGGUUGAGCCCAUGCAGCUUUUCUGAUGAAGUUGGAGGCAGUUACCACCGGCUCGGAGAGGAAUGUGAGGAGGCUUGAGCUCUUCCAGGAGCCUCUGGAAAUCUUCCACGUGGGCAGAUUUUAGGGCCUUCAAAGGCCCCAGGUGCUCGUGCCUCUGGGAGCCCCACCCCCUAUCACAUUACACAUCCGAAUACACCUGUAUUCCACACUGAAUGUAAUUCUUCUAUUUAGGGAAAGGAGCCCCGUGAUUUCUUGGCAAUUAUCAAGUAUUCGGGAGAUAAAUUCAACAUUAUUGAACUUGAUGUGUUACAGUUAAUAAAAUUUUUUUUAAAA